Molecule: messenger RNA, 396 nt
Organism: Mesorhabditis spiculigera
Lineage: Eukaryota; Metazoa; Nematoda; Chromadorea; Rhabditida; Rhabditidae
Source: the annotation of a GenBank genome assembly
AUGCUGGCGAUUACAUUAACCUGCUUUUUCCCAUUAACCCUCACCCUUCACAUGGCCGCCUGCGCGACGACACGCACCAAAAAUGAACUGAACAAGGGCACGGCCCCACCACGCAAGCGUCUCCUCUCCAAAUCUCUCUCCGACGACAGCACGCAACGCGACAGCACGCCACCCAAGAUUCGGCUCGUCUCGCCGGUUGGAAAAGAAUCGAUGGAAAACUUCCAAAACAAGCUGAAGGAUCUGCGUCGCGGGAAGAGUCGCGGCGGCGAGACUUCCGGCAGAACGAUGAUCGACGACGACGACUCGACACUAUGCAAAGUGCCGUCCCUCGACCGAUCGGCCAUCCACAGCCUCACCACCCAAAUCGAGCUGCCCACCGCCGAUACAUUUGCCCCU